Cucumis sativus (cucumber) is the source of this 2132-nucleotide messenger RNA. RefSeq lists its product as uncharacterized. The record is from RefSeq and is a predicted model, not a curated record. Lineage: Eukaryota; Viridiplantae; Streptophyta; Magnoliopsida; Cucurbitales; Cucurbitaceae. Gene Ontology annotation, biological process: regulation of asymmetric cell division. The transcript has 6 exons. Bases 535 to 1830 code for a protein of 431 amino acids.
AUACAUUUGGCACCAAAACCAUGGAUUCUGAACCUUACUGCACCGCCGUUAACAAAUCGCUCAACUUCCUGUAGUUCCCGGCGACUUUCAAUUAUCCGGUGAAAGACCUUCACCAAAUUUCCCUUUCCCACACAAAUCCAGGCUGUACUGCAAUUAGUAUUUGAUUUGUUAAACAACUCAACAAUUCCUGAAGAAAUCCAAGUGACUGAUGAGAAUUUGACAAUUACAAAGCUUCUUUCAAUUACGAUACAAGUCACAUAAAGGUCGGAGAUCAAUAUUUGACGUUUUUUCGAUUUGUUUCUGCUCCGGUGAUCGGCGACCCGGCAUAAGGCGGUGUUUCGAGGAGAGAAUCCGGUGAAGAAGGAGGAGGAGCAGCAGAUGUUUGUUUUGUUCUUAAAUGAGUGAUUCUGGAGGGUCCGGACCUUGGCACCUGCUCAAUCACCUAGGAGCUGACAAUGCUAUUCAUUGUUCAUGCUAUCUUUCAUGAAGGUUUGAAUCUCUUGAAGGUCCUUUUGCCUCCAUGAUUUGUUAGCUAUGAAACUGGACAGUGACUCUUCAUUUUACCAUUCAAUGACCAGCCCGAACGAUGCUCCAGAAUCUCUCGAAUGCAAUUACAGCAGUACUGUGUUGCAACACCGGGUCAUGACUAAUAAUCCAACUGGCCUCUCAUUUCAACAGAAGAUAAACCAGGAAAAUGUUGUUCAAUCUUCACAUUCUUCUUGUGAUGGGAAUAGUUGCAUGAUUACUAAGAUUAACCGGUCGUCUACAGAUGUUUUUGAUGAUAAUAAUGCUGAAGGUAUUAGUGCAUUUGGGGCAUCAUCCAAUAUGAAACCCUCAUUCUCAUAUGUUGACAAAAGUGUCAUGGAAUGUCAAAUGUCAAAAACGAUAGUCUGUGACCAAGAAGUUAAUGUCAAUGAUGUGAAGGAUAUUUGCAUCGAUGAUGGGGUGGCUUCUCUGGAAAAUUUCUUCUUUAAGAGUACGGCCGAGAAGUCAAUCAGUAAAAUCUCCCCUCUGGAGGAAGACCGGAACGAAGGAUCUAUAAAAGAAAAAGAGACUUCUUCUGAGGUGUCCAAGUUCAUAGCAGAUGAUCGUAAAGUUUCUUUAGAAGAUCACUUUGCCAUGGACUGGACUACUCAUAAUGAUGCGAAGGACUUGACACAGAUAGAGGAAGAAAAACUCAAUCUGAGCGAGCCAGAGCUUUUGAUGCAAAAGCUUGUUAAAAGAAGUUACUCUUCCGAGUCUUUAGAUAAAAUAGGUCUGCAGAUAUCUGGUGAAAAAACAAAUUUGGAAGACCCUUCUUCAGCUUCCAAAUCUGUUGAUUCUUGCAACGACACUCCUGCUUUGGACUCUGCAGCAGAACCACCCAAGGAUAACAUCCCAGCGCAUCCUUCAGGUUAUAAUGAUGAAUUUGAGAAUGGAAGUAUUGCACUUACUUUCAAUUCGAUAUCUCCAGUGGCAAAUGGUGGAGAAGAACGUCAGGAGUGUUGUGGAAGAAGUGAUUCUGUAAUUGGAACUCAAGUUUUAACCAAUCUGGAAUAUAGAACUUCAGAUAGUAGACUACUUUCAAGUCAAAACAUGCACGACAUUGGCGAGUCUAGUUUCUCUGCCGUAGAUCCACUAGCUAGUCUUGUUACUUACUCAGGGCCAGUAGCUUAUUCUGGAAGCAUCUCGCUUCGAUCAGAAAGUAGCACAACUAGCACACGUUCUUUUGCCUUCCCUAUAUUACAGUCCGAAUGGAAUAGUAGCCCGGUUAAAAUGGUAAAAGCUGAACGAAGGCAUUACCGAAAGUAUCGAGGUUGGAGGGAGGGACUUCUAUGCUGCAAAUUCUAACUGGUUCUGUGCUAUUUCUAGAGUUAGACUCUGUUUGUGCAUCAUCCAAAUUUAUUUUCACACACAUGUAAGUAGAUGUAUUAUUUCCUGGAGGUUAUGCAUUUCAUUCAUAGUCAUUCUUUACAGUUUGGCCUAUUAUGUGAAAUUUAAUGUAUUUGUAAUACUUCAUAUCUCUCUUUUCUCUGGAAAAUUUCUCCAGUGGACCAUAUUUCUCCAUUAUACAAGGAUGGCAAAGCAUGAAAUGGUUGCUCUGUUUAUAGUGAUUUUAUGGCCAUGAUAUUGGAUAGAAGUUUUCUUGUUUU